Biomphalaria glabrata is the source of this 6854-nucleotide messenger RNA. Its product is annotated as zinc finger protein 271-like. The record is from RefSeq and is a predicted model, not a curated record. Lineage: Eukaryota; Metazoa; Mollusca; Gastropoda; Planorbidae. Gene Ontology annotation, biological process: regulation of transcription by RNA polymerase II. Gene Ontology annotation, molecular function: RNA polymerase II cis-regulatory region sequence-specific DNA binding; DNA-binding transcription activator activity, RNA polymerase II-specific. Bases 3087 to 6017 code for a protein of 976 amino acids. Gene Ontology annotation, cellular component: nucleus. The transcript has 4 exons.
ACACUAGAAACGCUAAAUUACGUUUCUGUUAUAUUUUCAGAAUAUGCAGAAAAAAAUGCAGAUUACAAAUAUGUAAUUUGAUUUCCUCGGAGAUAAAUAGUUUUUAAAAUAUAUAUUUUUAAGUUUUAUUUCUUAUUACCAUAUAUUGUCAUUGGAAAUACGCCAUUUUGGUUUUAAGGCUUAGUACUAGACUAUCUCCCUUGAAUUACUUGCCAACUUUUUUCUGUUGCUGCUUUGUCUUUCUUUCUAGCAGCUAUUAGAUCUAAUAUUAAAAUUCAUUUAAAAUGCAAACAAUCUUUUGUACUUUAAAAAAUAACUAAAAAUCGAAAUUAAAAUCAUGUAGUUAAAGUAAUAACAACAGACAAAAAAAAUUAAUAGAAAAAUAAAAAAAUAACUCUAAGCCUAACAAAAUAUCUUUUAUUGGCAAAAUAAAAGUAAUUAAAUAAAUAGAUACAGGUACCCUGACUUUAAAUACAUGAAAAUAAUAGACAUUAAAUGUUAUUUAAGAUAUUAAAAGCAUGCAAGAAAAAAUCAAAUAGCCAAAUAGAUCUAAUCUGAAUAGAUUGUGAGAUGAAAUAUUAAUCAACACUUAAAAAUUUAGGCUAAAGCAUCAUACUCCAAGCAGUGGAUUUGGCAAAAAACAGUUACAUGUGGCCUCUUGUGGUACAACCACAUCAAAGUGAUUACCAUUUGUAUGCAAUAGUGUUAUGUUGCAGCAUAUAUGGUUGUCUGUGUGAGAUAGUAUGUAUGUGUUUGCAUCAUGAAAUAAAGGUUUUAAUAAUAGCCAUUAGUAUUAUGUUUUGUUGUGGUUUGGUGAGAAUGUAUAGGUGUCUCUUUGCAGUAGUGUAGCAGCUGCAAGCAUUUCUGCAGUUGUGGCCCAUGUUGUAUCUUUUUUCAUCAGCUCCAUAUGCUGCUGUUAAAAAAAAUAUGGUAGCUAUAAGUACAAGUUCUUUAUCCUUCUCUUAUUAUGUACGGUAACUUAUAAUCAUAUUGAAUGAAAAACAAUGCACAAUAUAAGAACAAGCAAUAUCUACAACAAGGUAGAGAAAGUAAUGAUAGGACUGAAGAGUGGAAGGGAACUCCUUUUAUAACAGAUUCGGGAAAUGUUACAAUGGCAUCACAGUUAGUAACCUUGUGAUGGCUCCAAAUAGGGAUGGGGCGAUGAAAAUCAAAGGCUUUAUCAAAUCUCUUUAAUGAGAUGAAAGAGCUUCAUGAUAAAAAUACUAUGUCACUACUUCUGUGGACCAAAUAGGGGAGGGGACUAGAAUCUAUGACAAUCAGUGUGUAUUUGUCAUACAUAACUACUUCUUGAUGUAACUACUUAUAGACUGCCGGCCAACACGAUAUGAUCCAACCACGGGAGUUUUUGUCGUACAUAACUAUCUGUAGAAGCUGGCCGACAUUAUAGGAUACAACCAAUAGAGUUUUGAUCGUGACAUCGUUAUGUUGCGUCACGUUUCAGUCUUAGUCUCAUCCGACUAGACCUCAGUUGAACUGCAUGUCGGUGAAACGAACCGACAAAGAUAGCGAAGAAGGAUAAAUUUUGACCAAGUAAAACACCGUACCGUGCCCUUCUCCCUUUAUGAGCAUACCAGCGAUCCUAGCAGUAGAUGACCUAAUAUGACCACGGCGCCGGUGAAGCUCCGAGCAGGGGAAGGUGAAGUUACAUCACACCUAGUUCUGCCAUAAAGACAAAGAUCGCGUGUGACGGCCGGCGCAGCGAAGCUCCGAACAGGGGAAGAUGAUUACAUCACAUCUAGUUUUGCCGUAAAGACAAAGAUCGCGUGUGACGGCCGGCGCAGCGAGGGUUUAAAGGCACGUAAGAAUAAAUGGAGACAAUCGCCACCUGUACGGUACGGCGGGAGAGAAAAACUUGCUUUGGACUCCGUAACGGAAUGUAAUACAUGGGCGCUAGUGGAUCCAUGUGAAGAGAAGGGUUGGUAGGUGGAGUCGCUAACCCCCCCCCCCACAACUACACAUCUUAAACAAAUUUAGUGUAAUAGGUGAGGAGUUUUUGUUUUUUUAAUGAACUCCGAAAGUAAAGAUGCAUAAAUUAUCUAAAUAGUAGUGUAUAUGCUUCUUACCUGUUUCUUUAUACAUUGGCUUUUGUUCCCCACUCUACGCAAAGUAAAUUUCAGAUUGUGAAACAUGAUAGUUUAACAGGUGCUACGUAACGUUUAACAAAGACGUUCGUGAUCUAGUUACACUCGACCUAUCCUCCCUCCAAGAGAGGUGGAGCCAGAGGUAGUGGUAAGAGUUAUAAACACAGACAUUAGUCCUAUCUGAUCAUAAAACACACGCCAAACAAUCUCUGGUAGACAGUAGACUCCACUCAGAAGACCUCACGGCGAAAGAGAAAGGGACACUGAUCUGUGUCAGCUUCAUAAAAUUCUUUCUCUUCGUGGUGUGAUUUUACGAAAAUAGAGAGCGCUCAAAAUUCGUUAGAAAUGUAUAGAUCUAACUGUAGUCUUAAUCAUCAACAGAUUAACAUAAAAGUAUUAUUUCUUAUAAUAAUAAGUUUCCCGUACUAGAUCUAUAUCAUUUAUUGUCAUUGCUCUAAAAAGAUCACUAAGUCAUAAUGCAUAAUUUUGUUCAAAAAAUAAUAAUAAUUAAACAUAAUAUGUAUAUCUAGAUGCGUGUUUCAUUUCAUUUAAUUCAUGCAUAUUUGUUAUCAUUAUUUCGCUUUGCUUGGUGAGUUAAUAUAUUAAUUAUAGAUCUAAUUGUUAACAUAUAUUUUUUAAUUAAUAAUUUCAUAAGUAGAAAAAAAAAGAAGAAACAACAAGUUCAUCAAUUUAUUAAUAACAUUUUAUUUAGACCUUCAUUUCAGUAAAUACACUUAAAAAAUCAUAAGUUGACAGCAUAAGAACAAAAACUCUCUUUAAAAAAAGUUAUUGAAAGUUCAAUAUAGGUAAGGGAGAUAAAUAUUGUUAACAAACAACACUGUGGUCGGCAAAGUAACAUUGUUAAUGGACCAAUUGAAGCAUUGUUGAAAUCCAUGCUGCUAGUAAAAAGUACAAGUAAAGUACCAAAUUCAAAAAUAUUUGUUAAUACUGUUAUCUGAAGAAGAAGACAUCAAAGUAUCACUGAUGGCUGAUAUAGAACAUGAGUCCAGUCUUGACCUGGGUAAUGUAAUAAAACAUGAGAAGAAAGAAAGUCUUAAUGAAAUAUGUUUGAUAACACAGUCAUGUGAACUACAAGACAUGAAAUUGUCACAUGUAAAAAUUGAAAAGACUGAAGGAGAUGAAGUAACUUCUUCUAUGCAGCCAUUUGAAAACUACAGCCAUGAUCAAACUUGUAAUGUGACCCCAGGAUAUCAGGCAGAUGAUGUUCUAAAGCAGGAGAUAAAAAUGUCUUGUACUACUGAAAGUGAUGAACCAUUGUCCUUAGCAUCAAGACUACUGGCUAUGUCAAAAAAGGCAGACAGAAACUUUUAUCCGGUGCCUAUUAUUUUGCCGAACUUAAAACUAACUGAACACGUAUCUGUCGCAGAACUGUCAAUGAGUGAGAUGAAAAUCACAAAGCAAGAUAAAGAAAUGACUUCAACAAAUGUAUUUGUAAAGGAUAUGAAUGAUCAUAUGGAACAAAGCCUAUCCAAUGAAACUGUUUCAGAUAAGACCAAGAAUUCUACGUGCACUGAUAAUCAUCAAAUAAAUAAACUUUUUACUUGUCAAAUUUCUCAAAAAAGGUUUUCUAGCUCUAAAAUAUUACAAAAUCAUGAGUUGAUUCAUGCUGGUGAAAAAAAAUUUAAAUGUCAAAUAUGUCAGAAAGAAUAUUUUCAUUCUUCCAAUUUGAAACGACACCAAGAGACUCAUACUGGUGAAAAACCAUUUAAAUGUCAAAUAUGUCAGAAAGAAUAUUUUUAUUCUUCCCAUUUGAAACGACACCAACAGACUCAUACUGGUGAAAAACCAUUUAAAUGUCAAAUAUGUCAGAAAGGAUUUACUCAGUCUUUUAGAUUUAAAUUCCACCAACGGAUUCAUACUGGUGAAAAAACAUUUAAAUGUCAAAUAUGUGAGAAAGGAUUUUCUCAGUCUCAAAGUUUGAAACUACACCAAUUGACUCAUACUGGUGAAAAACCAUUUAAAUGUCCAAUAUGUCAGAAAGGAUUUUCUCAGUCUCAAAGUUUGAAACUACACCAAUUGACUCAUACUGGUGAAAAACCAUUUCAAUGUCCAAUAUGUCAGAAAGGAUUUUUUCGUUCUAGUAGUUUGAAGAAACACCAACUGACUCAUAAUGGUGAAAAAACAUUUAAAUGUCCAAUAUGUCAGAAAGGAUUUUCUCAGUCUCAUAGUUUGAAACUCCACCAACUGACUCAUACUGGUGAAAAGCCAUUUAAAUGUCCAAUAUGUCAGAAAGGAUUUUUUCGUUCUAGUAGUUUGAAGAAACACCAACUGACUCAUAAUGGUGAAAAACCAUUUAAAUGUCCAAUAUGUCAGAAAGGAUUUUCUCAGUCUCAUAGUUUGAAACUCCACCAACUGACUCAUACUGGUGAAAAGCCAUUUAAAUGUACAAUAUGUCAGAAAGGAUUUUAUCAGUCUAGUAAUUUGAAACAACACCAACUGACUCAUACUGGUGAAAAAACAUUUAAAUGUCAAAUAUGUCAGAAAGGAUUUUCUCAGUCUCAUAGUUUGAAACUCCACCAACUGACUCAUACUGGUAAACAGCCAUUUAAAUGUCCAAUAUGUCAGAAAGGAUUUUAUCAGUCUAGUCAUUUCAAACAACACCAACUAACUCAUACUGGUCAAAAACCAUUUAAAUGUUUAAUAUGUCAGAAAGGAUUUUCUCAGUCUUAUAGGUUGAAACUCCACCAACUGACUCAUACUGGUGAAAAGCCAUUUAAAUGUCCAAUAUGUCAGAAAGGAUUUUAUAAGCCUAGUCAUUUGAAAAAACACCAACUGACUCAUACUGGUGAAAAACCAUUUAAAUGUCCAAUAUGUCAGAAAGGAUUUUCUCAUUCUAGUUAUUUGAAGAAACACCAACUGACUCAUAAUGGUGAAAAACCAUUUAAAUGUCCAAUAUGUCAGAAAGGAUUUUUUCGUUCUAGUAGUUUGAAGAAACACCAACUGACUCAUAAUGGUGAAAAACCAUUUAAAUGUCCAAUAUGUCAGAAAGGAUUUUCUCAGUCUCAAAGUUUGAAACUCCACCAACUGACUCAUACUGGUGAAAAGCCAUUUAAAUGUCCAAUAUGUCAGAAAGGAUUUUAUCAGUCUAGUCAUUUCAAACAACACCAACUGACUCAUACUGGUGAAAAACCAUUUAAAUGUCCAAUAUGUCAGAAAGGAUUUUCUCAUUCUAGUUAUUUGAAGAAACACCAACUGACUCAUAAUGGUGAAAAACCAUUUAAAUGUCCAAUAUGUCAGAAAGGAUUUUUUCGUUCUAGUAGUUUGAAGAAACACCAACUGACUCAUAAUGGUGAAAAACCAUUUAAAUGUCCAAUAUGUCAGAAAGGAUUUUCUAUGUCUAGUAAUUUGAUACAACAUCAACUAGUUCAUUCUGGUAAAAAACCAUUUAAAUGUGACACAUGUGGAAAAGAAUUAUCUAGUUCUUCAACUUUAAAAAUACACCAACUGAUUCAUUCUGGUGAAAAUCAAUUUAAAUGUGACACAUGUGGAAAAGAAUUAUCUAGUUCUUCAUCUUUAAAUAAACACCAACUGAUUCAUUCUGGUGAAAAGACAUUUAAAUGUCCAAUAUGUCAGAAAGGAUUUUCUCAGUCUCAUCAUUUGAUACAACAUCAAGUUGUUCAUUCUGGUGAAAAACUAUUUAAAUGUCAAAUAUGUCAGAAAGGAUUUACUAACUCUACUCAUUUCAAACAACACCAACUGAUUCAUACUGGUGAAAAACGAUUUAAAUGUUUAAUGUGUCAGAAAGGAUUUGCACUUUUAUAUAAUUUGAAAGUCCACCUACAGAGUCAUACUGGUGAAAAACCAUUUAAAUGUGAAACAUGUGGAAAAGUAUUCUCUCUUGCUUCAUAUUUGAAAAAACACUGCUCGGUUCAUAAAAAUGAUUUUGGGCUUUGAGAAAUCUACCUCCACCACAAGGUAUGAAAUCACAAAAGCGGGUGAUUGGACUAUUGUCCUAUUAUUUUCAAUGGAUCCCAAAUUUUUCCAGCAAGUUCCCUUUAUUAGUAAACAAAAUCUUUCCUCCCCCUGAACAAGUUAAAGAAGCUUUUUAGGCUUUGUCUUUAAGCACUGAUUUAAUCUAAUUUAUAAAUAUGUUUAUUUAGAAUGUUUUUUUUUGAUAUAUUGGAUAUGUUAUUUAAGUUCCUCCUCCUCUUUUUAUACUUGUAGAGAAAUCAAAUAAUUUAUUAUAAAACGGAGUUGUAUUUAGUCUAAUAGUUUCUUCUUGAUGUAACGGAUAUCAAUAUUAUCCUGUUCAUAUUGUGUUAUGUAAUGAUCAAAGGCCAAAGUGUGGUGGAAGUAGGAAAAAUCUUAUGAGAGAUGAGAAUGAUUAGAUUACUUUUGAUCAUGCCUCUGAUAACUUUUCUUUUGACGGCCAUCCCUCAAGAUAUCUUUACUUGUAAAUUGUUCUUACUUGAUUAUGAGUGUCAUUUCAAACCCAGAUGUAAUGUUUUAUUUUUUCUAAUAAACGCUGACUUCAAGAAAUAUGCAACAAUGGCCAAGAACUUACAAAGAAUGUUGUACAGCAAUACGAAUCUAUGGAUCGUCUUCUGUACCUUCUAUCAAUAGUCAAUCUUAUUGAUUUUAAUUAACCUGCAAAAAAAAACCUUUUUUACAUUAUCUCUAUAUCUAUAGACGUUACAUUUGUAUAUAUUUUAAAUGACAUUUUAUUAUAUUUUUAUUUAAUGAGUCAUUCUUGUUGUCAUAAAUGAAAAUAAAUAUAUGAAAUAUUGUUAA